AUGAAGCUGCUCGUCUCCCUCACCGUGGUCAUCAUCGUCACCAUCAGCUCAAGUCUGGCGAGACCUCCAACGGCAAGCAACUCGUACGUCGCCCCGCCCGCCGGCCGCGCCCUCUACUACCGAGGCGCCAACCACGAGCCCUACGACUUCCCCGAAUCCACCCACGCCACUUUCGACCGCAAAUACCACCGCCACCCGGACUUCGACAUCCUUGGGCCCCCAGGCUUCUGGACCGAACCCUCUCUCCGCGAACAUUACGAAGCCACCGCGCACUUGCGUUUCCACCCGAAGCUGUACGACGAGCAGCCUCCGUUUCAGGACUGGCUCAAGGAGAGGCAGCUCAUGGCGGCCAUCCACAUGAUGCGCGAUACGAUCACGCUCGAGACGAGCAAUCCCAAGCUCGAUCCGCAGGUGCUGCUCCAGCACGAGAUGCAGCUGGGAGAGCUGUCGGUGCUGCUGCGAACCGUGCAGAUCGCAAUCAAGCUGCGCUACGGCGUAAUGGAGCCGGCUGUACGCGAGUACGAAGAGGCUAUCUAUCGAGCGUAUAUGAGCUUCUUGGAGCUUAGCCAGAGGGCCGAACCUAUCCCGGACGUGUGGAAGCAUCACGUUGAGUACGUCAAACAACAGGGGCAGGUGCAAAUGGAAGACGAACAACACCAGGAACACCUGACUGCGUCUGGGGACAAACAGAACCAGAGGCUCGCUGAUGCAAUCAGAGCACCCAACAAAGCGCAAAGCAGCGAAGGAAGGGCGAGGAUCCCAGGUAUCGCCACAGCUCCUCAGAGCCCCGACGUGCGAGAGGUGAUGCAAAAGUCGGCUUCAGACAGAUGGGCUACACCAGUGGGGCUGCAGCUGCAUUCGCUCUCGAAAAGCGAGACCGUUGAAGAGCUUCAAAAGGCGCUUCAGAGAGGGUUCGCCAUGUGA
Molecule: messenger RNA, 924 nt
Organism: Sporisorium graminicola
Lineage: Eukaryota; Fungi; Basidiomycota; Ustilaginomycetes; Ustilaginales; Ustilaginaceae
Exons: 1
Coding region: 1-924 (307 amino acids)
Source: RefSeq, a predicted model, not a curated record